AUGCAGGCAUCAACAGAGGAAGAGCUGGUGGCCGAUUUUUCGCCAAUCGCAAUGGUCCUGGCUUUUUCGGUUUCGCCGGUACCCCCGAUCAAGGAGGCUUUUUUGAUCAAAGUAACCGAGGUGGCCCUGGCGGUUAUCGAGGUGCUCAUCGGAUGGGGUUCCGGAUUUGCAACCGAUCCGCGCAUGUUUUCGUGGGUGACAGAUCCAUUCUGCAACUCGAAUCCCGGAUUUCCGCAAGGAUGCCUUCAGCCACCUAGCGCACCGCUUCUCUUCAACGGCGACAACAUUGGUCCAGUAAAAACCGAUCAUGGAGGAGACCGUCCAAAGCCAUACUAA
Messenger RNA from Gongylonema pulchrum, 336 nucleotides. The record is from the annotation of a GenBank genome assembly. NCBI's taxonomy places the organism in Eukaryota, Metazoa, Nematoda, Chromadorea, Rhabditida, Gongylonematidae.